CCCGGGCCCCAAUCCCCAACGUGUCUCUGUGUCCCUGCCCAAAAUCUAUUAUUAAUUUAUUAUAAAAAAUUGACCAAUGAGAUAGAGAGUUUAGGUAACAGUAACAAAACUUCAGCUUUAUAUAUAUUAAUUUCAUUGUAAAAAAAACUUAUAUUCUAUUAAUAUCUAUUUGUUUAAAGCUGAACGAGAAGAGAAGACAAGUGUAUGAUAUGAUCACAAUAUCAGAUCUCAGCUUUCAUUACUUUUUCUUAGGGUAAACUGCAAGUUUGGUCACUAUGUUUACCAAAAAUGGUUCACGUUUGGUGACUACUAAUAUUUAAUUUCAUUCGUGGUCACUAAGAUUAGUUCAACAGUUCAAGUUUGAUCACUCUCCAUUAGUCUUCGUUAACUUUUAUUGAUGUGACGGUCAAUCUUCAUUAUUGACUAGGGGUGGAAAUUGGGGUGGGUGUGGUUACCCGCCCCACAUUUUGCGGGUAACCACACCCACAAAUGUAGAAUUAUGCUAUCCACAACCCGCCCCGCAGUGGGUAGUGGAUAACCACAACCCGCUGCGGGAUGGUGCGGGUUGGUUGUGGAUACCCACAAAAAAUUCACAUUAAAUAUAAUAAUAUGGUAAUUAAAUAGUGAUGAUGUAUUUCUUCUCAUACACAAACAAAAACAUACAUAAUAGAAAGUUAAUAAAGUGUUAAAUAAAUUAUAAAUCUCGAAUACAAUAGGUUUGUUAGUGUAUAAAUCUCGAAUACAAUUAGAAAGAGAUUUGAAGAUAACGCAGGCAGAGUGACCUGUUACCAGAAAAACAUCGUUGCAUGUCACGGCUCCUCCGAUGGCAAUGAAAGAAAAACACAAAAGUGACUCGAUAAGUGGAGGCGCCUGCAUUUAAUGAUUUGCUUAUUCUCCGUUCUCUGUUAUAGUCUUGUAUUGUUGGUAGUUGGUUGCAUGUUGUGUUGUUCGUGAAUUCGCGGAGAAAUGGAGAUUAUUUUGGGUAUCAGACUAACCUUUAUAAAUUAUUCUUCUCUUUUAACAAAUCGACUAAUUUAUCUGACUAUAUCUAUGGACUUGGUUUUGUUAUACAAUAAACAUAUACCACCCGGACAAUCCUUAUUUGAUAAAAAUAUCUCAUAUGAACAUUGCACAUUGACUUGGUUUUGUUUAAUAGAAUAAGUGUGUAUUUGAUUUUGGUAGCUACUUUAAUUCUUAGUCUUCCAAGUUUCAUAAACUAAUGUGGUUAAUGUGGGUUACAAAGUAUUUGAAGAAAUAAAUAUAAUUAAUGUGGUUAAUGUGGAUUUUGUGGGUAAACCACUGUGGGUACUGGUUAACCACUAACCACAAAAAUCAAUAUUUUACUACCCACACCCAACCCACUAUCCACAAAUUGUGGGUAUGGAUAUCCACAAAGUGUGCGGUUUGCGGGUUACCCGCAACCUGCAAACCAAACUUCCACCCCUAUUAUUGACCAUUAAAUAAGUGAGGUGGCUAUUAAAAAUUAAUAAACAAUAAUCAUUUUAAAUUUACACCUAUUUUUUACAACUAUUAAAAAAAGAAAGCCAAAAGUUUGUUGUUCCCCGCCGUUGAGGAACCCUCCGCUUCUCUUCCGGUAACGAGCGGACCACCGUUUCAGGUCGCCAAGGAGAUCCCACUAGUUGCUGUUGACGAAUUGUUGUUCAGUACUGGAAUCUUAACAAAAACACGAAAAACAGAGAAGAAUUAGAGGAAUAAAUGGCAUUGAACGUGGCUCACCAUAUUGGAGCUCUCGUCAGGGCUCCAAUUCGAGCCGAGGUCGCCGUGCCUUCAAUCGAUUCUGUCGCGGCGAUGGUGUGGCCUUCCCCAGCACCAAUUAAUUGCAAGAUCCGGAAGAAAGACGACGGAGAGGAGGUCACAACCGACCAGCCCUGCAAGUCCCCCAUCAUGGGCAGUGGUGAGAGGCUAUAUCUAUCUGCCGCGUGCCUCGCGUUCGCGACGAAGGCUGCGACACCACCCCUUUCAGGCCACCGGAUCUGCCACGAUCUCCUCCAGAUCUGUCAUCAUUACCUUCAUGUGUUGGCAAAAGGGUCGGGUCUCAAGCGUUGGGGAAAGCCUCGAGGAGAGGUGAACAUGCCUUUAUGCCUCGACUCCGCCAUCCUCCUUGCCGACAGAUCUAGAAUCUUCCUUCAAUCGAUUUUGCUGAAGAAUCUUUAGGUCGGGAUUGCAGAAAAUGGGUUUCGAGGUUCUCGGGAUAAUUACUCUCCCGUAAUGCCAAUAAUGCUCUACAAUAAUCCAGCCAAAAUCCCUGCAAUCUCCAGGGAGUGUCUAAGGCAAAAGUAAUUGAAAUCUUCUAAUUCUCAAUUGUUUUCGAACAUAGGGUCAAAGAAGGAGUCUCACCUGGCGUGGGCUAGAUUGGCGCCAAACUACAAUGGCCUCGAAGAUUUUUCAAACAUAUUAAAUAUCACUAUGUCCUGGUAGUGACAGUGCUUUUUCAGCAAUCCUUGAUUUUCCUAUAGGUGGUUGGCGACGACGGGUGAAAUUUGUUGGAGGAGAGGGGAACGGAGAAGAGGAUGGCAUUUUCUUUACUGUGGGCUUUUUGUUUUGCUUUUAUAAAAAAAGGAAUAAAUGCUUGAUUAUCUU
Molecule: messenger RNA, 2601 nt
Organism: Linum trigynum
Lineage: Eukaryota; Viridiplantae; Streptophyta; Magnoliopsida; Malpighiales; Linaceae
Source: the annotation of a GenBank genome assembly